UGGCAACCUUGAAGUUGGAGGUUUUCUAUGGAAGUUAACCUCCAUCCUUACCUAACCUAAAAAGUUUUCAAAACAGUGUGUUUUGUUUAAUUAUUCAUUUGAUCUGUUUGGUUGUUUAUCAAGUAUAAAACAACAGUAAUAAUGGGAAAGCAAAGAAGAGAAAGACACAAAUUGCAUCUACCAUCACAAAAAUCUAAAAAAGCCGACGAAGAACUGGAUAAUUCUAUGGAUACAUCACCAUUACUCCCUCUAACACCACCAAAAGACAAUCUAUUCUCAGAUAUAAAAAUAGAUUUCAACAGUAUCAACAAAACUAUCCCUGAUGAUGUACAAAGCAUAAAGUCGUUCAAAUCGGUUAAAUCUGAAGCUGGAGGCAACAAAAUAUUGCCAAAAAAAGAAAAGUUGAGGUUAAGAAGGGAAAGAUUGAUGAAAAAAAUUGAUACAGUUACUCAGUUGAAAAAAGAACUGAAAUUGAGGAAGAAAAGGGAAAACACUUCAAUAAUUGGUAACACAAACCCAUUGCAUGAUGCAUUGCCCUCUUUAGAGAGUUUAUUAAAAAGUAGACCUAAUAUAAACUUUAAACCCAAAGAACCACCCAAGAAAAAAGCAAUCGACAAGGCAAGUAAAAGGAAGAAGAAUUUAAUUCAUGGAAUUGAUAUGAUUAAACAAACAUUAAGGGAUAAAAGGUUUAAUAACAAUCCUUUGGAUGCUAUAAGUAAUCAUAUCAAAGCUGUUGUCAAUUAUGAAAGAUCAAAUUUAAUCUCCAAGAAAAAAUAAAAUUGUAAUUUAAUUAUUAAAUUUAAGUUGUAAAUAAAUUUUGUUAUAUACAUAAAACUUUAUUUUAUUAAUCAUAGGUUAUGUAAUAAAACUCAAUAUAAUUAAUAAUUUUUAUUCAAAUAAAAUUUGGUAUUGAUCAUG
Molecule: messenger RNA, 918 nt
Organism: Aethina tumida (small hive beetle)
Lineage: Eukaryota; Metazoa; Arthropoda; Insecta; Coleoptera; Nitidulidae
Product: ribosome biogenesis protein SLX9 homolog
Exons: 2
Coding region: 142-777 (211 amino acids)
Biological process (GO): maturation of SSU-rRNA from tricistronic rRNA transcript (SSU-rRNA, 5.8S rRNA, LSU-rRNA)
Cellular component (GO): 90S preribosome; nucleolus; preribosome, small subunit precursor
Source: RefSeq, a predicted model, not a curated record